Zea mays is the source of this 2530-nucleotide messenger RNA. RefSeq names its product protein FIZZY-RELATED 2. Gene Ontology annotation, biological process: positive regulation of anaphase-promoting complex-dependent catabolic process; anaphase-promoting complex-dependent catabolic process; positive regulation of ubiquitin protein ligase activity. The record is from RefSeq and is a predicted model, not a curated record. NCBI's taxonomy places the organism in Eukaryota, Viridiplantae, Streptophyta, Magnoliopsida, Poales, Poaceae. The transcript has 10 exons. Bases 301 to 1890 code for a protein of 529 amino acids. Gene Ontology annotation, cellular component: anaphase-promoting complex. Gene Ontology annotation, molecular function: ubiquitin ligase activator activity; anaphase-promoting complex binding; protein binding.
GGGGGCGAUACACCAUAAGGCAAACACAAAACAAAAGCAACAAAGCAGAGCAAAGAUUGGAUUGUUCCGGGAAUAAACAAGAAAGGCAAGGGUGGAUGGAGUAAAAAAAGCAACUAGUAGAAAUAACUGCCCAAUGCCGAGUUCCGAGGAGAGCGAGAGGUGGAGGAGGAGAGAGAGAAAAGCGCGGGGGCGCGAAGGCAAGCUGUAGUUACACACAUCACCCACCCCGUCGCACUCGCACCGCAAUCUCCCCGAUCCCCAAUUCCCCCAUUAUCCGCCGAGCCCCGCCCCGCCCCGCCAAUGGACCACCACCUCACGCCGACGCCGCCGCCGCCGCCGCCGCCGAUGGGGAACUCCGCGGCGGGGGCGUCCUCGAAGCCGCCGACGCCGGCGUCCACGCCCAACUCGCGCCUCGCCUCGGCGCCGUCCUCCCGCCACGCCGCCACGCCGCCGCACGCGUCGGCGGCGGCGUCCGCCCCGGCGCCGGCCUCGCGCACCGUCUACAGCGACCGCUUCAUCCCCAGCCGCACCGGAUCCAACCUCGCGCUCUUCGACCUCGCCCCCUCGCCCUCCUCCGCCGCCUCGUCCUCGCACUCGCACGACGCCGGCCCCGCGGCCUCGUCCGGAUCUGCGCAGCCCGCCGCGUCGCCCUACUGCACGCUCCUCCGCGCCGCGCUCUUCGGCCCCGACACGCCCGACCGCGUCGCGUCCUCGGCCGCCGCGUGCUCCUCGUCGUCGUCCUCCUUCUCCCCGGGGCCCUCGCCUGUCGGCACCCCCGCCACCGGGAACAUCUUCAGAUUCAAGACGGAGGUGCGCCGGAACGCCAAGAGGGCGCUUUUUUCGGGAGACCAAGAGGAGGACGCGCUGUUCCCCGGCAUUUUCACCACCAGGGGCGCGGGACCAAGGAAGGUGCCAAGGUCGCCGUACAAGGUGCUGGAUGCGCCCGCUUUGCAGGACGACUUCUACCUCAACCUCGUCGAUUGGUCUUCACAUAACGUCCUUGCUGUCGGGUUGGGCAAUUGCGUUUACUUGUGGAAUGCAUGCAGCAGCAAGGUCACCAAGCUUUGUGAUUUGGGGGUGGAUGACAAUGUUUGCUCUGUGGGGUGGGCGCAGCGCGGCACUCACCUAGCUGUAGGCACAAAGCAAGGAAAAGUUCAGAUCUGGGAUGCAACUCGUUGUAAAAGAAUAAGAACUAUGGAAAGCCAUCGCAUGCGUGUAGGUGCUCUUGCAUGGAGUUCUUCUUUGCUUUCUUCUGGAAGCCGUGACAAGAGCAUCCUCCACCAUGAUAUCCGUGCUCAAGAAGAUUAUGUUAGCAAGCUUACCGGGCAUAAAUCUGAGGUUUGUGGACUCAAGUGGUCUUAUGACAAUCGUCAGCUUGCAUCCGGAGGCAAUGACAAUGGACUUUUUGUUUGGAAUCCACAUUCAGUACAACCAGUACUGAAGUAUACUGAGCACACAGCAGCUGUCAAAGCUAUUGCCUGGUCACCUCAUCUCCACGGCCUGCUUGCAUCUGGUGGAGGAACUGCAGAUAGAUGCAUACGAUUCUGGAAUACGACCACAAAUACACACUUGAGUUGUGUGGACACUGGCAGCCAGGUCUGCAAUCUUGCGUGGUCAAAGAAUGUGAAUGAGCUUGUUAGCACCCACGGGUACUCCCAGAACCAGAUAAUUGUUUGGAGAUAUCCAACAAUGUCGAAGCUUGCCACUUUGACAGGGCACACGUACCGAGUAUUGUAUUUAGCUAUUUCCCCUGACGGCCAGACCAUAGUUACUGGUGCCGGUGACGAAACACUCCGUUUUUGGAACGUGUUCCCCUCUCCAAAGUCCCAGAGCUCUGAUAGUCUAAGUUGCAUCGGGGGUACAUCGUUUGUUAGAAGCUACAUCCGGUGACCCGCAGAAACGUAGUUUGAACUGAGCUCAUAAGGUAAUUGCAGCAUAUGUGGAUGAUCAUCAGCAUCAUCCCAUUCAUGACAACCAUGCCAUCAGGUCGUCAACCAUCCAAGGUAGCUGAAUUUUUGAGAUGCCACGGCGCAGCCCGAUGGAAGAAGUGGCUUGCGAAUCCGGGCAUGGCUCUUUUGGCCGAGAGUGUACAUAUUUAUCAGAGCAACAACGGCGCGCAUGUUACAGGAGUGCAGCAUAGCGGAGGCCUCAAGCAUCGGCAUUGUUCCCAGCUGAUAAGAAUACGCCCCCUUUUUUUGUUGUUAUUUUUUUGUCCAUUUUGCGGGUCAAACGUCGACCUGGUAUGUGUGUCUAGUGCGCUAGCAGUUAACCUAUUCGAAACGCUUACUGACCUGUGACGCCCAUUUCUCAUUCAUGCUGGCACGGUGUAAGAUGAGAGCACUUGUUCCAUGGUUUCGUUCCUGGUGUCUUGAAAAGGAGGGCUGGUUCUGCCCUCGACUGGCUUGUUUCGAAGUAAUAGACAGUCGAGAAACGUGUGUUCGUUGUUGUUUGUUGAUGUAUGGACACCAAGACAAUGCUGAACCUUGUCUGGCUACCUUUGUUGUAAAGUGCAUGUAUCCAGCUUGUGGUU